UGUUCACGUUAAAUAAAAACUAAAAAUAGAACCCACAUGUUCUCAAAGACAGUUGAGAACCUGACAAGACUAUUAGACUAUGACAUGUCAGAUUUAUGUGAAACACACCACAUACUUUUAUAGAUUACCGCAUUUUCCGCACUAUAAGGCAGACAUAGAUGCCUUAGUUUUUUAUUAAAUAAAUAAAAGAAAAAUGGCCUCCAGGGUGCUUUAUAUAUAGAUAAAUUCUUGCUGUGCUUACUAAAGUUGAAGCAGUUGUAAGAGGUGCUCUCUCAAAACGUUUGGCUAAUUCUUGCUGUCAAGAUGCUAAUGUAGCUAAUUUGCAGCGGUGCUGGAUUUAGUUUUUUUUCAGUUUAUUACUAAUUUGGUUGGGAGUUAGUGUAAUCACAGGAAUGUUUUAGCAGCAUCAAUGUGUUUUUUUUUACAUGUUAUGAACAAGGUUGGGAUUUACAGGUAUUGUGAAUAUGCUAACGUGGCUACGGCUGCCACAAACGAUUAUUUUGAUAGGCGACUGAUCACUGAUUAUUUUUUCCGAUUAGUCGAAAUGCAUGCUGGGAAGAUGGCCGCAUGAACGUCUUCGUCCUCUCCUGAUCAACGAUUAACUUAAUAUUUAAGAGCCUAUUUCGCCAUUUUUGUCUUUAAUAGCAAUCAGUGGUUUGUUUAAAGAUUGUGGUUUGAACUGGUAGAAAACGAAUACAGUUUUAAGCUGUAUUAUGGCUGAUAACACGCGCCAACGCAACAAGAAGGACGCCGAGGGUGAAACCUCUUUAUUGAAUGAACUACGGGCACUUAAUGUCAAAAUGGACAACAUGCAGAUAAAAAUGGACAGCAUGCAAGCCAACAUCGAAACACAAAUGGAUGUAAAAAUAAAUUCACUCCGUGGAAACUUGGAGAAAUUAAUCUCGGAUGGACACGCCGCUUUUAAAAGUGAGCUGGAGAAGGCGGUGAGCGAAGUGCGUAACAGCCUGGAUCUGGAAGUCGCGAUUAUGAGUUCCAGAAUGGACAAUAUUGAGAUGAAAAUGAGCAAGAGAGAAUUGCGGGGAAAGCCCUAUGAUCCAGACGUUUCGCUGGUUAUUGUCGGGCUGCCUCAAACGGAUGGCGAGGAUCUAGCAGCUAAAGUGAACGAGUUGCUGCGGGAAGGUCUGCGCUGUGAUCCGGUGCCAAAGCUGGUGGCCACGGAGCGCGUAAAACCGAGAGGACUGCAACCUGGGCUGGUGAAAGUAGAGCUGGAGACGGUACAAGACAAAGUGGCUGUGCUUCGUUUGAAGUAUAAGCUCAAGGAUCACGACAACUACAGAAGAGUCUACGUAUCCUCUGCGAAAUCGCACGCGGAGCGCCUGAUGGAUUUUAACCUGCGGACUCUCAUCCGAGAGAUUCCAACAGCAAAGAACUACUUUUUGGCUGGCAACGGACGAUUGGUCAAACGCUCUCCAGCGGAGGAUGGUGUGGAACAACGUAGGGCACGGGUGUGACGAGAUUACGCCCAGCCUGGUGACUAGACAUGAAAUAUUCAUUCAAACGUCAGAUGUUUGAGUACCAAUGACCUCAGUGGAAACAGGCGCCGCCUCACCCGGGAGUAAGUCACCUUCAUGGCUUCUGCCAACACCCAUUACCUUCUGAAUUACUGAGCCCACCAUUCAGAAUUCCUGUUGGUGAACCCUCACGCGCAGGCUAUCAUACAAUCUCACGUUUAGAAUCGCCCGGAUGACCUACAAUUCUGUUUAUGAGGAAGCUGAACAUGAUAUCCGAGUGGCUGAUAACGGCCCCACUUCCUGCAACAUGACAAACAUCAUCCUUCAUGUCGUUAUGAAAUGAAGGAGACGGUGUCUGCCAGAAACCCCAGGAAAGCUGCCAUGUAGGACAACGAAAGAGCAAGUGUCAAAAACUGGAACUACUUCAAAGAAACCCUUAAUUCAAUGCCAAGCGAUAAUUCGCAUGGCAGACAUUGGCGUUCCAUAGUCCCUACAUUAAAAGUCACAUUCACUCUUACAAAAA
Oryzias melastigma (Indian medaka) is the source of this 1995-nucleotide messenger RNA. RefSeq lists its product as uncharacterized. The transcript is spliced from 3 exons. Bases 714 to 1472 code for a protein of 252 amino acids. The record is from RefSeq and is a predicted model, not a curated record. Lineage: Eukaryota; Metazoa; Chordata; Actinopteri; Beloniformes; Adrianichthyidae.